AACUCGCAAAAGAAAUUUAUAUCGCUUCUAGUUGUUUCAUCAAAUCUCCGUUCAGCGAUGGAUAUUCUUAAAGCAGAAAUAGCUAGGAAAAGAAAGCUUUUGGAAGAGAAAAAACUGGUGGACGAUAAGAAAAAGUACUUCAAACGAGGAGAGCUGCUGGCACACGAAGAACAGGAAUAUUUGGAGAAAAGUGGCUACAACAACACCGACCGGGUAGCGAGCAGCGGAAGCGAUGCAAAGGAUGGUGCGUCGGCCGUGGGUGACGAUCCAAAGUAUGACUUUCGUAAACUGCCCCGCUCGGAGGUGAUCCGGAAGUUGCGUGAACGCGGUGAACCGAUCCUGCUGUUCGGCGAAACGGAAGAGCAAUCCUGCAACCGGUUACGCCAGCUGGAAAUUUCUGCCCCCGAGGUCAACCGAGGUUUUCGCAACGAUUUUCAAGAAGCGAUGGAACAGGUCGAUGAAGCAUACCUCAAUGAGAUUCUCAGCUCAAACGGACAGACAUCGGGAUUGGGAAAAACGAAAAACAGCAAUGAAGACUAUGAUGUGGAUGAUAGCGUGACGUACGAUUCGAUUCUAGAGAUGGCCGUACGGUUGGGGCGCAGCGGCAAGGAUCACGACUGUCUAGUGAUAAUGACGCUCAUCCAGUUCCUGCUGAAGAUGUGGAACGAUCAGCUGAACUCGGUGACGGCGGCCGAGCGGAUGGCCACAAAGAACAAGAUCGCCCGAGCGACGUUCGAACAGACGCGCCUCUACCUACGGCCGCUGCUGCGCAAGUUAAAGAACAAAACGAUCCCCGAAGAUAUUCUCGACAGUUUGACGGACAUUACGAAGAGCUUGCUGAAGCGAGAUUACAUUCAUGCGAGCGAUGCCUACCUCACGAUGGCCAUCGGUAACGCACCGUGGCCGAUCGGUGUCACGAUGGUGGGUAUUCACGCGCGUACUGGGCGAGAAAAGAUUUUCUCCAAAAACGUGGCCCACGUCAUGAACGACGAAACGCAGCGCAAGUACAUUCAAGGGCUGAAAAGGUUAAUGACUAAGAUGCAGGACUACUUCCCGACCGAUCCAUCCCGCUGCGUGGAAUAUGUUAGCAAAAAAGAUCGUCAAGAUUAGGUGAUAAGAUGCCCACAACACUACUCGAUGCAGUAGCGCAUGUACAUAACGACAUUUCAAAUCAUUUUCAACUGCAUCUUACGGUUUUUAUAAAGUUUUCAUUCAAUCGAUUUGAAAUAAAUAGA
Molecule: messenger RNA, 1235 nt
Organism: Anopheles darlingi
Lineage: Eukaryota; Metazoa; Arthropoda; Insecta; Diptera; Culicidae
Gene: Prp18
Product: pre-mRNA-splicing factor 18
Exons: 2
Coding region: 58-1110 (350 amino acids)
Biological process (GO): generation of catalytic spliceosome for second transesterification step; RNA splicing
Cellular component (GO): U2-type post-spliceosomal complex; U4/U6 x U5 tri-snRNP complex; U5 snRNP
Source: RefSeq, a predicted model, not a curated record